Molecule: messenger RNA, 1449 nt
Organism: Trichomycterus rosablanca
Lineage: Eukaryota; Metazoa; Chordata; Actinopteri; Siluriformes; Trichomycteridae
Product: probable G-protein coupled receptor
Exons: 1
Coding region: 66-1388 (440 amino acids)
Biological process (GO): G protein-coupled receptor signaling pathway
Cellular component (GO): signaling receptor complex; endosome; plasma membrane
Molecular function (GO): G protein-coupled receptor activity
Source: RefSeq, a predicted model, not a curated record
CCGCCUGGUGGACGAUGGGCGGGUCUGAGACUCUGACCGAGGCUGUGUAGAUCCGACCGCAGAAGAUGGAGGCGCCUGAACCCCAACAGACCAUCAGCCUGAACGGAACACAGCUCAACCACUCGCUGGAACAUGGCGUCCACGUGCACCCUCCUCCCAGCAUGCAGCUGGGCACCAUGUCCAACCCACAGUCUCGUCUGCGGGACGCCAUGGGCCUGACAGCCAUGGUGACACUAAACACCAUCGCUCUCCUGGCUAACCUGGUUGUGCUGGUCGUUGUGCUGAAGACGUCUCACCUGCGGAAGUACAGCUUCGUGUGGCACCUGUGUGGCGUGGACGUGCUCUGUGCCGCGCUCCUGAUGCCCCUUGCGAUCGUCUGUGGCUCGCCGAUAUUCGCUGGCGUCCUCUUCUCGCCUCUGGAGUGCCGUCUCUACGUCUUUCUCAACGCCUUCCUGAUCUCGGCCUGCAUCUUCACUGUGACGGCGAUCAGCGUGGAGCGCUACUACUACAUUGUCCACCCCAUGCGCUACGAGGCCAACAUGACCCCGCGCAUCGCUGCCGCAAUGAUGGUUCUGGUCUGGUUGGCGUCCGCUGUCCUUGGAUUGGCGACUGUGUUCGGCUGGCCCGGUUAUCGGCACCACAGCGCUAUUGCCGCCGCACAUUGCUCCCUGCACUGGAGUCACAGCGGGCAUCGGCGCGUUUUCGCCAUUAUCUUCUGUGUGCUGUGCUUCUGUGUGCCAGCCGCCAUCAUUCUAGCCGUAUACGCCAACGUCUACAAGGUGGCGCACAUGGCCGCGCGGCACAGGGGGCCUCUGCCCAGCUGGGUGCCCACGACGCCUCAUCCGAAGCGGCGAUCCGACUCUGUCAACAGCCAGACCACCAUAAUCACCAGCAGCUCCAGCACCAGGAGAGGGACUGGGACGCAGGUUGCCCGCAGGCCCAGGCGGGUACUGGUGGGCGGUAAAGCGGCGCUCACUCUGGCCGUCAUCGUGGGGCAGUUCGUCCUCUGUUGGCUGCCGUAUUUUGCCUUUCACUUGCACUUGUCGCUGAGCGCCACACAAAGUACGGCGGACGAGGCCGAGGGCCCGGUCACAUGGCUGGCGUACUCCUCGUUCGCGGCGAAUCCAUUCUUCUACGGAUUACUGAACCGGCAGAUCCGUGAGGAAGUGUGUAAGACGAUGUGCUGCUGCUGCCGCUCGCCAACCAGACCAGCAAGACCCGCACCGUCCAGGCACAACGCUUCGGCCCACGAGGACUUCCUGCACUUCCUGAAGCACAGCAGCUCAGUGGACGCGACCCACAGCAGCUACAACACCGGGACGCCCAGACACACACUGGACCAGACCGGGGUCAGGAUACCGGGACAGAUUCCUGAGGAGCUCACUUAGUUUAUUAUUCCUCAAAUCAGAAGAUUCUAAUCAGGUCAGAAUCAGUACAUGAAAUACAGUC